GGGGAAGGCCUGGGCUGGGAGUGGGACACGGGAUGGGCGUGGUGGCGCAUGCCUGGGCCGGGCGCUGCCAGAAGCCAAGGAGCCCUCAGUGACUGUGGGAUCCAAGACAUUAUAUCGCUGUCCCCACCGAGCCAGGGAAGUGCCAACACCAGCUCAGACAAGGACGGAACCGCUGAACUCCAGGUUGCUUGCCUGGGAGUAGGAGAAAUCCACCUGCUGGGGGCUGAGCGUGGCCUGAGGGACAGGCCCUGGGUCCAGGGAUGCCCCUGCCUGAGCCCAGCGAGCAGGAGGGUGAGAGUGUGAAGGCUGGCCAGGAGCCAUCCCCCGAGCCAGGCACCGAAGUCGUCCCGGCAGCCCCCAGGAAGCCCAGAAAGUUCUCCAAACUGGUCCUGCUCACAGCCUCCAAAGACAGCACCAAGGUGGCGGGGGCCAAACGCAAGGGCGUGCACUGCGUCAUGUCCCUGGGGGUGCCCGGCCCUGCCACCCUUGCCAAGGCCCUCCUCCAGAUCCACCCCGAGGCCCAGCGGGCCAUUGAGGCAGCCCCUCAAGAGCCUGAGCAGAAACGCAGCAGGCAGGACCCAGGCGCAGAUAGAACAGAAGACAGUGCAUUAGCAGCGGGGCCUCCUGAGGCUGCUGGGGAGAACUCCGCCCCCUGCCCUGUGGCACCUGGCAAGUCCCUGUAACGUUGACGACAGCGCAUCCUCCCAGGCC
Messenger RNA from Macaca mulatta (Rhesus monkey), 711 nucleotides. It is a transcript of the gene FLYWCH2, whose product is annotated as FLYWCH family member 2. NCBI's taxonomy places the organism in Eukaryota, Metazoa, Chordata, Mammalia, Primates, Cercopithecidae. The record is from RefSeq and is marked provisional.